AAGGAUGCAGCAGCCCGUCGGCAGACGGUGGUAAGGUGGUGGCGACGUCUCGCUUCUGUGACGGCCAGACGAGAUUGAGCUAAUCCGAAACCCACCGUCGUCGUUGCAAAUGCGAUGCAUCUCAAUUUGCGCAUUCGCUCAUUUCAGCUGUUCAUCUUGGCGGGCACCGACAUACAAAGUAGCAGGCAUCGAUUUUCUCUUUCUCGUCCCUCUGGCAGGCAAGGGCGAUAAAACCGAUCAGGUCGACUGGAUUUACGACUUCCUCGGCACCUCGGGACGAUACCCUACCUGUACAAAUGACCUGGAUCGACAUAUGCCACUUCCUCUUCGAAGCGACAAAACUUUUCGACAAUUUCAGAUGGCGCGAUGAAAGAAUAAUCGAUACCUCUUCGUUGUUUAUCUCGAUACUGAAAACGAAUUUUCUCUUCGGAUACGGUGUUCCCGCCUCAAAAGAUGGAGGCUGCGGUUUCUUUUUGCGACUACAACGAAAUGGGCGUUUCCUGGGCGGUUUUGCAUCUUCAUCAAGCCAGCUUUUUGCAUCGGUUUCGGCGGAGUUCGUCGGGUUUGCUUUUCAUCUCGAUACCAUAUACCUGGUGUUUCGGGCGUCUCUUUUUUUCGUCAUCACAGAAGCGGCGAUUUCCCUCAUCAUUACGAUAAAAAGCUCUAACGGUUCACGGGUCAACGAGCUCGAAAGAAAAAGAAUAUCGACAUAUAGAACGACUUGCGAUGGAUGGGAGCGGGGCGCUGUUUGUUUCUUGGGCUGUUGGUGUUUCUCGAUCUUAUUAGGGGGUUACAUGGGCGAACAUCUCGGUGUAGGGCGGAUUGGCAAAGACAUUGUGCGGUUUUUGUUGGGGAAUCUCAGUGAGCUGGUAUUUCCGAAUCGGUUUACGUGGUGGGCUCCGGAUUGAGGAGUUGGUUGAAUUCCCUUUCUCCAUGUCACUUGACUUCGCUGUAUCAUGGGUUGAUAGGGAGCAGCUGCGGCUUGCUCCCGCUUCUAUAUCCCUUCUUAUUUUCAUGUCUGGAAUUUUC
This is a messenger RNA of Parathielavia appendiculata, 1029 nucleotides long. RefSeq lists its product as uncharacterized. NCBI's taxonomy places the organism in Eukaryota, Fungi, Ascomycota, Sordariomycetes, Sordariales, Chaetomiaceae. The transcript has a single exon. The record is from RefSeq and is a predicted model, not a curated record. The coding region runs from base 297 to 908 and encodes 203 amino acids.